Messenger RNA from Aspergillus nidulans FGSC A4, 744 nucleotides. RefSeq names its product signal peptidase complex subunit SPC3. The annotation marks the transcript as partial. The record is from RefSeq and is a predicted model, not a curated record. Gene Ontology annotation, biological process: protein maturation. Lineage: Eukaryota; Fungi; Ascomycota; Eurotiomycetes; Eurotiales; Aspergillaceae. The transcript is spliced from 3 exons. Gene Ontology annotation, cellular component: membrane; endoplasmic reticulum membrane; signal peptidase complex.
AAGCACUCGACACUAAAUCGUGCCCAAGCGGUCUUCGGCUUCUUCACGACAGUCGCGCUCUUUGUUGCGGGUUUCGCCGCCCUCUCGGUACUCUUGUUCCCGACAGAUAAGAUUAACACGGAAGUGUCGCUGAGGGAUGUGAAAGUAAUAAAAGGUCGACCCCACUACUACUCCACCAAGAAAGAAGAGUACGCGCAGAUGAGAUUUGACUUGGAUGCUGAUCUCUCACCGCUCUUCAAUUGGAACACAAAACAAGUCUUCGUCUACGUUUACGCGACGUACUCCUCCUCCAACAAACCCUCCGAGAACUCGUUAACACCGCAGUCCCAAGCCAUCAUCUGGGAUACUAUCAUUGAAGCCCCCGAAUCGCCUUACUCUUUUGCGAAUCUGCGCGAGCAGUUCUUCCCGACUAAGAGCGGCAAGUCCGCAUCAUCGCGCAAGCGCUCUUCGACGAACAAGAGGAACGAUAGCAACAAGCAGGAUGCUGUUCCCGGAACUCUCCGUCUCCGCAAUCAGAAGAGCAAGUACCAGAUUAGUGAUAUUACGGGGAAGAUGGCGGAACGGACGAAUGUCACGCUGAGCGUGGGGUGGAAUGUGCAGCCGUGGGUAGGAGCGUUGUGGUGGGCUCCCGGAACUGGUGCGGUUCCCAGAACAGGUGGCAGCACCGGGGUAUCGAGAGCGUUUGAUUUGCCGGCGUUGAAGGGAACGAAGCCGAAGACGGAGGGGGCAGAGGCUUCAGUUUAG